Ambispora gerdemannii is the source of this 1161-nucleotide messenger RNA. The record is from the annotation of a GenBank genome assembly. Lineage: Eukaryota; Fungi; Glomeromycota; Glomeromycetes; Archaeosporales; Ambisporaceae.
AUGGCUUCGAAUAAAUAUCAAGAAAUCAAUAUAUAUAAUGAAAUGCAACUUGUUAAAGAAAAACGGGCAAAGUUAAUAAGUUUGAUUAUUACUGGAAUUUUAAUCAUUGGUUAUGGUAUUUUGAAUGUUUGGUGUAUGAUAAAAGAUGUACAGUUACCUGUCAUCAGUUCAAAAAGUGUAGACCGAGCUGAGAUACCUGCACCUGGUGUCAUAAUUUGUGGCUUAACCCUAGAUAUGCCAAUUGGAUGCUAUACAAGCGAAGAUAAUGCGCCUGACGACGAUUUUCUUAAGAGUGAACCUUGUGAUGACUAUGUUACGACUGAAAGAUAUGACGCCACUAAUUUUGUUAACAUGCGUGGUUCCUAUUAUUUACCUGGUCACUAUUGCUAUAUUUUUGAUCCUCAAAAACCUCAAGAAACAACAUAUGAAACAAAACCACUUACAUUUAAUAAUUCGACGCAGAAAAUAGCAUUCGCGUUAUAUUCGAGUUUUAACGCGAAUAGCACGUUAGGAGCAAUUACAAAUGAUCAAUGGUUUUUCUUUGGAUUAUUCACUGAACAUGAAAAUCCUCUAAACGUUAAUUUCCAAAUAGUGAAUAUACCUUCAAUAGCAUAUAUAUAUUUUAAACGCAUCGAGGAAAAACAAACUUUAGAAAAUGAUGCAAUCAUUGGUGGAAGCAUGGGAAAUCCAGCUGCAGACGUGGAACUAGUCACAUCACUUACCACAUCAAGAAUAUCUGGAUUUGCUGCUACCCCUAAUCUUUGGUGUAUUCUCCGAAUUAUUCCACAAUCUCAUAAAUUUGAUGAAGCAACUUUCACCCAAAUUUAUCCCGUGGAAAUUUGGUAUAAACAUAUUGAAUUACCGCUUCAUCAGUUAAUUGCUAAUAUAUGUGGUUUUAUUCUUAAAUUACAUGUAGUUCCAUCUCCACCUGUAUACACGCCAUAUCGAUAUGUUAACAUAAAUACAGAUAAACAUGGCAACGCAGAGCAACAAUCCCAUGCUGAAAACGGUUACAAUGACCCACGGAUUCAACGUUUAAGAAAUGAAUUACGAACUGAAUUACAAGCUAAAACACGAGCUGAAAUACAAACAAUUGCAAAUGACAUUGAGAAAUAUUUAAGUAAACAUUGUUUGCAAGAUGUUGUACAAAAACAUGAAUAA